GAUUGCAGGAGUUCGGUGAACAGGAAACACUUUUAUUGAACAUCACCUAUAAUUAUUCAGAUUUCGACAUCCACAAACCUCAUAUACCAGCCAAUAACAGCGAGGGGAGUAAGAGGCCAAAGAUCCGGUUCAAAAUCGAUUAUCUUACCCUUGCACCACCCACACCCACCACCACCUCUUGGUUUUAAUUUUGUAAACUGAUAGAUAAGUGAUGAUGGUGGAGCAGGCACCAUCGUUUUGAACAUGGUCACAAUCAUUAUUUCAGUCAAAGAAAAUGUUUUCGAUUUUUCAUUACGUACCUGAAAAUGCCGAUUCAGCAAACUCUCUUAGAUGUUUCCCUCAGACUUGCAGUCAACAUCAUGUCCAGCAUCCUUUACUCAUUCAUCCGAGAAUCGUCAAACACGGACCCUGUAUUUUCCGCAAAGAGAACCUCCGCCCCAACCCCAAGUCUCCUUCCCUCUCCACAAAAAAAAAAAAGAAGAAAAAUAAAACCCCAUUACGGUUAAAAGCCGAUAUGCAGUUAGUUUUCGCUGUCCAUCUAGAUUGUAACAACGUUCACAUCUUUUGAUGUUUUGCCGCCUGUCCUCAACGCUGAUGUAAUGCAAACUAAGAUGGUGUGUGUGUGAGAGAGAGAGAGAGGAACAUGAGUUAAAGACCAACAGGAACUUUGCACCCAAAAGACGUUUUUAACGGAGAAGAAACACUGAACUAGGAUUGGUUGAUUUUUUUUCCUCCCUCCUCCCCAAAACCACUUUUCCCUCGCCCCACGCUCCAUCUUCCUGCCUCACCUUCUCGUUAAACCCUUUCUCUGUUAUCACCUUCGAUCGUAAAAUAGUUCGUUGAUUAUUUAUAGUCUCACACGAAAUGUGUGAUGCCUUUUCCUGUUUGAUAUUUUUACCUCGGUGUACAGGUGUGCACUGGCCUAUGUCGCCGCACGUGAGAUGUCUUCUGCGAUUAAAUGAUGCGGACACAGGACUGUAGUCCGUACUGACCAGGAAACGAAUCCAGUGCUUGGAGAGUUUUUUCAUGCUCUUCAUCUUGGUACAGCAGCACUCUGUCAUUUUUAACUCAUUCUGGACAAAUUGAUGAAAUUGGGUUGUACAUAUGAAGACGUUGGCAUCUGAGGUUGCAAGCUGUACAGGAAGAGCUAAAGUGUUGAAAGCUAUGACUCGGCAUUAAAAAAAAAAAAGAACAAAAAAACAGUCAGGGCGUGUAAUAAGGUUUUAAUGUUUCCAGCAUGAUGAAUUAGCCUGGAUACCGCCAACUCCUCCAACUUUGAUUUUUAAUGUCAACUAUCAAUCCCCAACUUCAUUUUGAGUUGAGCUUAAUAAGUGACACGUGCUUAGUGACUGACAUCAGACGGUAGAAUUUGCCACUCCACGUUCUUCUUUCAAAAAAAAAAAAAAAAAAAAAAUAACAAAUAAAAUAAUUACAGCACAUUUUCGUGACAAAUGAGAGUCUAGUUGCUAACCUGCCGACAACUUUGACCUUAAUUUCAUGCUUGACGGGGGGCCAGCCAAUGACCACCCGCUUUGGACAUAAUUGUAUGGACUGAGGUUUGUCGAUCUCAGUAAAAUUGUGCAAGCAACACGCAUUUGCUUGAUCAAACUUACUCUAAUGAGGAUAAUUAAAAGGCCCUCAAGUUGCAGGCAUGAUCUCACCCACACAUACAGGAUCUUACAUCAGCUGACAGCAAACUUUGCGCGAUUCCCCAGGUGAGAAGAGGCCUGUAGCCGCAGGUGACCAGCGAAGCCAGGGCACAAAAUGUCGCUCAGAGAGUGCCCUGUUCAGGGGGCAAAACAUUUCGGCACCCCCUCUUCCUCCCAACCCAUCCCCCGAGAGUUGGAGUUGUGGCUUUGCGACCCUCCCCCAACCCCUCCCCGCCUUCAUCAGCUCUUUCCAUCGGUGAUGAUGUGGCAGUCGUUCUCUCCUCGGGAAGACGUGUCGCCAUAGGAGGGGCUGAGCGUCUGUCCAAUGAUUUCUUCAGUUUUCGGGAGGCCCCAAGGGACGGAUGUCCUCGUAGCAGCAAUAUCUUCACAGGCAUCAUACUCAGGGCGUCAGACGGUUGGCCAAGGGAGGAUUGGACGGUUCCAGGAGACUGCAUAGAAGAGAGGAUGUGAACAUUUGUUUGCCGUGCUUGUCCAAUACAAUACAACUGCAGUCCAUCCUAUACAGUGACAGACAAGAAUUCAGGAGGAAUCCAGCGAGCACAAGAUCAUGACAAUGGAGACCCCCAAACCGGUGAAGGAGCUUGUCCUCCGCAGGCAGGUGUACACCCAGAUUGACUUUGACCAAACCUAUCUCGACCAAGCCGAGCCAAGCUCUGCCUGCCAGAAGAUGAAGAAACUGUGUCAAUGUUCCCCCAGACGCGUGGGCCGUACUCUUGUGGGCUAUGUGCCCUUGGUGAACUUCUUGCGCCGUUACAACUGGCGAGACUGGAUCAUCCCCGACCUCGUGUCCGGCCUAACCGUGGGCUUCAACCACUUCGCUCAAGGCCUGGGCUUCGGGAUCCUCGCCUCCCUGAAGCCCGUGAACGGGUUGUACUCUUCCUUCAUCCCCAUCGUCAUCUACAUGGUCUUCGGCACGUGUCCUCACGUCUCCAUGGGAACCAAUGCUAUCAUAGCCCUGCUGACGGCAACGGUCGUCAACCGAGAAGCUGACGCCUACGUACAGUCUCUGGACAUUAAAAUCAGCGAGGACGAUGUUAUGAACUAUAAGGUCAGCGUGUCCGCGGCCACCUGCUUCGUGGCCGGCAUCUUGCUGCUGGGGAUGGGUGUCUUCCGUCUGGGCUUCAUCACCAAUUAUUUCGCCAAAUCCUUCAUCGGCGGCUUCACCUUCGCCAGCGCCAUGCACAUCACGACGAGCCAGCUGGUCAAGAUGAUGCAUCUGACGUUUCGUCCGAGGUCUGGGCCAGGAAACCUGGUUUUGACGUACAUGGACAUUUGCAAGAACAUUACCGACAGCAACCUCGGCGACAUCCUCGUAGGGGUCGUCUGCAUGGUUGUCCUGUUGGCCGUCAAGAUCGGCAUCAACGAAAAAUUCAAGGACAAGAUGAGGUACCCUGUACCUAUCGAGCUCAUCGUCAUCGUCGUCUCCACCAUCAUCUCCCACUUUGCACAACUUCACCAACGCUUCGGCAUCGCCAUCGUCGGCAGCGUUCCCACAGGGUUCCCCACGCCCUCUCUCCCUCCCCUGGAACUGCUUCCCCGAGUAGCUCAGGACGCUUUCGUGAUAGGCAUCCUCUGCUACGCCUCCACCAUCACACUGGGUAAGCUGUGCGCCAAGAUGCACUCCUACGAGAUCGACGACAACCAGGAGCUCAUCUCUUACGGCCUCUGCAACCUCGUCGGCUCCUUCUUCCAGAAUUUCCCGUCCUGUACGGCGCCGCCCCGCGCCAUGAUGCUGAGCUCCCUGGGUGCCAGGUCUACCCUGAAUGGCCUGAGCUCGGCUGCCUUCAUCCUGCUGGUGGUGCUGGUUGUCGGUCAGCUGUUCGUGUCGCUGCCCAUCGCCAUGCUGUCUGCCAUGAUCAUCGCUGCCAUGAAGGACCUCCUGCUGCUGAUUCGCGAGACGAAGAGCCUGUGGCGCGUGAACAAGGCGGAUUUCGUCAUCUGGGUGUUGACUGCUGCAGUCAGCAUCCUCGUCGACCUGGACAUCGGGCUGCUGACUGGAGUUGCCUUCUCCUUGCUGACCGUGGUGCUGGUCAGUCAGACGGCCGCGGGCACUGUGCUGGGCAGGGCGGACACAGAGGAUGUGGUCUGUGAUGAGAAGAGACGAGGAAUCCACACUGUCCCGGGAGUGAGAGUGUUCAGGUUUGAAUCACAACUCUACUUCGCCAGUGCUGAACGCUUCAAAAACCAGCUUUACGCUCUAGUCUUCGACCCCAACAAAAAUAAAAAGCCAAAAAAAGAUUAAUGGUCAUUCAAUCAUCUUGUCUGACGGCCUUGGCUCCGAGAAGCAGCCCGUGGAAGGUGAACCGAUAGGAAAGCAAACCGUGCAGGUGAAGGACGCCGUGCACCACGUGAUCUUGGACUGCUCGGCCAUGACGUAUGUGGACGUUGCGGGCAUUGAUAUGCUGACGACGGUCAUCAGUCAGUUCACCAAGGCCGGGGUGGUGGUCUUUCUGGCUUCCAUCCCCCCUCGCACGUUGUCCACACUGCACAGAGCUCAGUUCUUCGACAGGUGUGACCCGCUGAGGGUUUUCUAUGAUGUAUUCGACGCCUUGUACAUGGCCCUCACUCCUGCCAGCCUCGUCGUCAAGCUGUGAGGCCCCUGCUGCUGGAGCUGUGGACUUGUGAAACAUGAUGUGCAGCUGUCAGGAAGAGAGGGUGUGGACUUUAGAAACAUUAUGUGCAGCUGUCAGGAAGAGAGGGUGUGGACUUUAGAAACAUUAUGUGCAGCUGUCGAGAAGAGAGGGUGUGGAAGGCGCAGUAGGAAACAGCUCUAUGUUUUCGGUUUCCCUAAAGACUAUGAGGUGAUGUUGAUUUAAGAUAACUGCAGGAUAACUGCAUGGUCGUACAUUAUUUCAAAUGUCCAAGUAAGGCAGCAGGCGUGCCAUGAGCAGUCUACCAACAACAGGCAUCCCAGUCUAACAGUACAGGGAAUGUGAAUGCCGAAACAUUCUAACGGUAUGGGGAUUCGACAUACCUUAGCAAUACAGGAAAUAUGCAGGCUUUAGCAACCCAGGGAAUCGAACCGAUAGUUUGCCCGCCUUCAGGUUGCUUUAACUGCUUCAUACCCUGCGAUUCCCUUAAGAAUACGAAUUCUCCAGACCGGAAGCCUAGUCCUACAAAACUCGAUGUUUACGAAAAACACGAAUGCCCCAAGCCUAUUUAUUUUAUCUUUUUUCUUUUGUUAAGAUCCGAUACGAGACUAACUGCGAGUAACUUUGUCGUUUUUGUGAAAGACAGUGCAAACCUCUAACUGUCAUAUCUUCAAAGUUUAUUUUGUCAUUUUAUAUCAUGUACUGCUUAUAUUCUUUGGCAGUCAGUGGAAGCAAAAAGAAGACGAUGCUCGUCCAGCAUCACACUCAUCUACAAAAUUUGUUUCCAUUGCACGUGCGUUAAAUUAUAAUGAAGGUACAUCAUACCACUCCUGAUACAAAAACAAAACCAACUGUAAUUCUCUUUUAGACAUCCCGCAAUCAAGCGACAUUGCAAGGCAGAGGACUUUUCACAAAAUAAAAUGGAGCUUUCUUGCCGCCAGACAAAAAGAUCUUUAAUUAAAGCCCUGAGUUGAGCUGUGAGAUUAUAAUUUAAGAUGAUUGAUAGUCCGAACACUCCUUCGCUCUUGAAUAAACUUUAUUUGGAGCCGAGAGCAAGAUAUUUACUGAACAGUGAACCUUUAUGGAGACUUCAUAGCGCAAGGUGUUUGUAUUUGAGAGACAGGACACAAUCAGUGCACAGUUAUUAUGUUCAAUAGUAAUAAUAAUAAAUAAUAAUACAGUGCAUUAUUUGAUAUAAAUAGGAGCUAUAAGUAGGACCUUUACCAUGCACCAAACGCUGUUCAGGUCGCUUUACAUACAUACUUACACACAUGCACACGACCACGAACCUUUUGGUAGGGUAGGCAUGAAAUGCACCUUGACACGCAUGCACCCACGCACGCACACCUCACACCGCCACCCACCCACACACACACAAUGUGGAAGAUGCCGGAGUACCCGGGAAAAAAAUACCGUCAGUCAGUCCUGUAAAUACCCAAAAGUAAGUCUGAUCCAAGAUUCGAACUUGCUACGCCCAGUUCUGAUGUGAUUACAGGAUCUUUAGUCACCGGGUCACCAACUGACUUCAUCGUAUUCAAAAUUACUGAGAUUUUUGAAUUGUUCUUUUUCUUUCUCUUUUUGGUAACUUCGUUAUUUCCACGCUCUUUCUUUGUGAUAAAAUCUGUAGCUGCUGAAACCCAUAUAGACUACAGCUUUCGGAAAAUAUUCAUAAAAGAUUUUGCCAUCUCUACAAACACUUCCUUGCAAUUAAAAGAAAAUU
Pomacea canaliculata is the source of this 5981-nucleotide messenger RNA. Its product is annotated as sulfate transporter-like. Gene Ontology annotation, biological process: transmembrane transport. The transcript has 4 exons. The record is from RefSeq and is a predicted model, not a curated record. Gene Ontology annotation, cellular component: membrane. Lineage: Eukaryota; Metazoa; Mollusca; Gastropoda; Architaenioglossa; Ampullariidae. The coding region runs from base 2218 to 3912 and encodes 564 amino acids. Gene Ontology annotation, molecular function: chloride transmembrane transporter activity; sulfate transmembrane transporter activity; oxalate transmembrane transporter activity.